Molecule: messenger RNA, 7956 nt
Organism: Eurypyga helias (sunbittern)
Lineage: Eukaryota; Metazoa; Chordata; Aves; Eurypygiformes; Eurypygidae
Product: xin actin-binding repeat-containing protein 1
Exons: 4
Coding region: 370-7956 (2528 amino acids)
Biological process (GO): actin cytoskeleton organization; actin filament organization
Cellular component (GO): stress fiber; focal adhesion
Molecular function (GO): actin filament binding
Source: RefSeq, a predicted model, not a curated record
CCACUGGGAGGCAGUGAAUAGGACGGGGGGGUGUGGGGAGUGGAGCAGGGCUCCUCAUAGGAUACUCCAAGGGCUGCCCGGCCGAGACCCUCACACAGAUUUCCCACUGGGGCUGUCUACGGCGUGACACAGCUAUUGGGACUACCGAGACCUCCCUAUGAGAGGACACGGUCAUUUUUAGACGUGUCGGACAGCACUAGCCACAUACUUCACCAAGGACGAGGGAGGCCCUCUGCGCCCUCCGUGAAGGAGCUGUCGGCUCUCUAUCUCUCCCAGACAGCUGCUGCCGCUCAGGCCGGCAGCCCCGCGCAGCCGCGGACUGUGAAGGACAACUCCAUUCGCUCUCCCCACAGUCAGAGAGAAAGCAAGAUGGCAGAGGCUCAGAACUCAUCUAAAGUUGUCGCCAAGAAAAUGGAAGACGACUUACCUCCCCCUCCCGCCCUUGGCUCAGUCCAGGUCAUUGCUCCAGGAACGCAGGAUCCCAACCCACUCCCUGUGCCUCCUCCAAAGCAAGCCUUCUCCAAGUUCUACCAGCAGCGUCAGGUGAACGAGUUAAAGAGGCUCUACAGACACAUGCAUCCUGAGCUCAGGAAGAACUUGGAAGAAGCUGUGACUGAGGACCUGGCAGAAAUGCUUAAUACUGAAGAUCCCAAUGCACAGGCAUCUGUGAACCUGGACAAAGUUCUUCCCGGAGAGGUUCAGUCAAUGCGCUGGAUCUUUGAGAACUGGGCACUUGACUCCAUUGGGGACCAUCAAGGCACAAAGAAGCUGGCAGAAGAAGAGAUCAUUCCUGGUGGGGAUGUGAAAAGUACUUCCCUGAGGUUUGAAAGCCAGUCAGUCAAUGGGUACAGUCUGUCAACACCAGCCAGGGUAUCAGAAACAGACCUUGCCAGAGGGGACGUGCAUACUGCCCGGUGGCUGUUUGAAACCCAGCCACUAGACUCAUUAAACAAACUGUACUCGGAUGAAACCGAAGUGCAGGAGGCAGUUCUCAAGGAUCCUGUCCAGGGAGGUGACGUGAAAGGUGCCAAACAGCUUUUUGAAGCACAAUCCUUGGAUGCUAUAGGACGCUGCUGCUCAGUGGAGGAGAAGAGUAUUUUACAACUCAAGUCAGAAAUCCAGGAGUUAAAAGGUGAUGUUAAGAAGACUAUUAGGCUCUUCCAGACAGAGCCCCUCUGUGCCAUCAGAGACAAAACCGGGAACAUUCAUGAAAUCAAGUCCGUCUGCCGAGAAGAAAUUCAGAGCAAUGCAGUCAGAACAGCUCGCUGGCUGUUUGAGACUCAGCCCCUGGAUACCAUCAACAAGGACACUUCCAAAGUGCAAAUAAUCCGUGGGAUUUCAUUAGAAGAAAUUGGAAAGCCAGAUGUCAGUGGAGCAAGGUGGAUAUUUGAAACUCAGCCUCUGGAUGCCAUCAGAGAAAUCACAGUUGAAGAACAGGAUUUCAAGGCUUCAACAGAUUUUGUCACAGGGGCAGAUGUCAGUAAGCAGCGGAUGCUCUUUGAGACCCAGACUCUUGAUUCUCUGAAAGGAGAAACUACAGAAAGCAUUGUAGCCAAAGAACAAGUCAUUGGAGGUGAUGUGAAAUCUACACUCUGGCUGUUUGAAACCCAGCCAAUGGAAACCCUGAAAGACAAUUUUGAGGUGGGACGUUUAAAGAAAGUAGAGCUUUCAGCAGAGGAGAAAGGAGAUGUAAAGCAAAGAAAACAUGUCUUUGAGACCUGUCCCUUUGGCAGCAUCUCCAAGGCAUUUGAGGAAGAAGUUCCACCCACCAGCACAGAAGAGGUAGUGAAAGGGGAUGUGAAGUCUUUCAAGACCUUGUUUGAGACUCUGCCCUUAGACAGCAUCAAGCAAGCUGAUGCUGAGCCCGUCACCAAAGAAGAAGAGAAGAUUCCAGCUGGCAACGUCAAAGCCAACCAAAUCCUGUUUGAGACAACACCUUUGUAUGCCAUUAAGGAUAGCUUUGGUAAUUUCCAUGAAGUCACCUCUGUAAGCAGAGAGCAAAUCAUCAGUGGUGAUGUCAAGAACUACAAAUGGAUGUUUGAAACCAGGCCCCUGGACCAGUUUGACGAAAGCACCAAGAAAGUGGAUAUAAUACGGGGGAUCACAAAACAAGAGGUGGUGGCUGGUGAUGUUAGAACAGCCAAGUGGCUCUUUGAAACACAGCCCAUGGAUGUCAUUCAUCACCGAGCCAUGCAAGGUGAGGAACAUCCCCCAGUAAAGCGGGAGAUCUCCCAGCGGGGGGAUGUGAAGACCUGCAGGUGGCUUUUUGAGACCCAGCCCAUCCACACCCUGUAUGAGAAGGCUGAAAAGAAGCAGGAGGAAGAUAGCAGUGUGGCCCAAGCUGACGUGAAGUCGUACACAUGGAUGUUUGAGACUCAGCCCCUGGACUCCCUGAAAGGCCAGGAGGAGCAGUAUUUACAAGUCAGCAAGGCAUACAGUCAGGAGGAAUUACAGGGAGUUGAUGUCAAAACUGUCCGGCACCUCUUUGAAACUGAACCCUUGGGCAGCGGUGUUCUCGGUGAAGCUGAUCAAAAGAAAACCAUGCGGUACUCCAGUCGAGUGGAGAUACAGUCUGGAGAAGUGUCCAGAGUGAAGGAGUUCUUUGAAGCUAAGCCCUUGGAUACAGCUACCAAACCAACAUCCCAAAAGGAUGACGGGUCAAUUGAAGCUGGAUCCGUGCACAAGUUCACUUGGCUCUUUGAGAACUACCCCAUGGACUCCCUGAAGGACAGCUCUGCGGGCAUCCAGGAAAUCCCUCCAGAGAAGGAUAUCAAGGGAGGCGAUGUUGGAGGCAAAAGGUUCGUAUUUGAGACCUAUUCCCUUGACGAAAUCCAUGACAAGGUGGAUGAGACAGAGCUCCAGAAGAUUCAGAAAGACACGAUGAGCAAAGCUAACGUCAAGUCCUGCACAAUGCUCUUUGAAAGCCAACCCUUAUAUGCUAUCCAGGACAAAGAGGGGGGAUACCACGAGGUCACCUCAGUGCAGAAAGAAGAAAUCAUGAAAGGUGAUGUAAAAGGUGCCCGGUGGUUGUUUGAAACUAAGCCCCUGGAUCAGAUCAAGAAGGAAGAAGAGGUGUUUGUCAUUAGGGCUGUCACCCAAGAAGACAUCAAGAAAGGAGAUGUCCAGGCUGCCCGGUGGAGGUUUGAGACAGAGCCUCUUGAUUCUUUCUCAGGGGGAAAGAUGUCUGUGCCCAGAACAGUAGAUGACGUGCAGAGGGGAGAUGUUCAGUCCAACAGGCAGCUCUUUGAGUCACAGCAAGUGGGCCAGAAGAAGUACGUGAGGAUGGUCAGUGUCAGUGACGUUCAGCGGGGUGAUGUGAGAACAUCCACUUGGCUUUUUGAAAACCAGCCUGUGGACUCCCUCUAUGGCGAUGCGGAGAGAGGCUCAUCUAUCAGUACAGUGCAGAGAGAGGACAGACAGAAAGGGGAUGUAAAACGCUGCACCUGGUUGUUUGAAACCCAGCCAAUGGACACCCUUAAGGAUACAGAGGUGACGGCCAGUGCUGGGGCCCAAGAAGCGAUCCCUCGCGCAGAUGUGAAAAGUACAACAUGGCUCUUUGAGAGCACACCCUUGGAUAAAUUUAGUGCUUCUGAAGGUAGUAUAGAAACAGAACUGAAAGAAAGGACCAUGAAGGAGACUUUAGAGACACUCUGCACUUGCCAGGCUAUUCAGCAUGAUGGGAUCCUCAUCGAAGCCAAUGAUAUGGAGAGUGUGAAGAUGGUGAAGUACCAGCUCAGCAGCCCAGGAGCUCCAGAGAUCCUGAAAGAAGAGAUUGUGGGAGGCCAUCUGCAAAGGAUCAUGUUGCAGCUGCUACACAGAACCAAUGUGGAAGCACAGAGUGUACUGGUGGAGGAGGACAGAGAGGGCAAGAUCAAAGUAAGCCCAUUGCAGCUACUGGACCAGAGUGAAGCUGUUAAAGGCAAGGAGGACUUGAGCGGAAAUGUAGCUAAGGCUCUACAGGGUCUCCUCAAUCAAGAUGCUUCCAUCAAAAAGGGGAUGGUCUUACAAGAGACAAAGUCAGGAUCAGUGAAGAUGACUCUCUACUCCCUCCUAUUCCAUUCUGUCCAGCAGAAAGUUGUGAAGGGAGAUGUGAAGUCAACGAUAGGCAACCUGUUGGCUUCUUCUCAGGAGCAAAAAACAACAGUAACCGUUAAGCGUGAGGACAAUGAGAAGGGGAAUGUCCAGCUUUUCGCGAGCUGCAUUGAGAAGGGAGAUCUAGACUAUCUGAAGAACCUCCAGCAGGAGUCAGAGAUACAGUCCCUGAUCUUUUCCCAAGCAGAGCAGGGAGCAGAGGAGAGUGCCCCAGGGGUUGGAGAUCAGGGGGCUAAGAUACAGGUCUUACCAAACAAAGAACAAAUAGAGAAAGUAACUGCAGAGGGUGAGCCAAGGGCUAUGGCAGCAAAAAAGGUAUUUGCAUGUGAAAGCACGGGCAAAAAGGGUUCCUUAGAGAGAGAGGCUGUGCAUGCAGCCGGUGUGACAGGCACAACCGCACAGUGUCUUGGGAAACCCCUGCCCACAGUGAUGGGAAAGGAAGAAGUUCUGUCAGGAGGGCUUAAAGUGACUACGAAGUCAAUUCAAAGGGUUGCAGAUGUCAGCAAGAAAGCAGAGAAAGAAGAAGCGUCCUCUGCCUCUUUUAAGGAAUCCCAAGCUUUGAUGCAAGGCGUAUCUGCAACCCAAGUGGCAGCUCAGAGGGAAGAAGUGGCUGGGAAACAACAGAGUUUGGUGACAGGGGAAGCCAGCCUGAGGCAGACAGAAGAAAAGGCCCUUGGGAGCGAUCUUCAGGCUGCAAUGCAAAGCCUGAGGCUAGCAACAGCAGAGGCAAAAAACAUUCAACAUCAUGUCCAGACCAAGCUACAGAAGAACAGGGAGGAGGUCCACAUGGCCUGCAGGCAGCAGGCAGCCAGCACACAGGGCACAGUGACCCUUCAAUCAACCACACGCCAACAAGACUCCGCAUCAACCACGCAGGAGAGCACCAGUGCUUCCAUCAGGACCACCACCACUAGAGUCCAGGAGGCAUCCAAGAGUCACACAAGCGUGUCUCAGAAGAGCAUAGCAUCACACAAAAAGGUCAGUGCUUCAGAGGAAGUACAGGGAAGACAACUAUUGAGCCAGGAAAGCCAAGUUGUGCCUAGUAGAGAAGUUAGCAUUAAAGAUGGCCUUUAUACUGCCACACCUGUGAAAACCUAUAUAAACCCCUGUGUUGAGUCUGAUUACAAAGAGCAAUCAGUGCAAGAAGAAAGAGAUGUUGUUAUCAGAGGGGAUGUGCAGACAGCUAUCAGAGCACUGCAAAGUGCCGCCACAGAACAGCGCCUGGUAGAAAAGGAGGAUGUUGUCCGAGGUAAUUUAAAAGCCACACUUCAGUCGCUGGAAAAGUCUAACGUUAAUGUCUCCAGAGGGGAUUUUAAAGCUGCUAUGAUAUACAGAAAUGCAGGGCAGUCCUAUUCUGUGUGUAAAAAGAAAAAUGAGGCUCAAGUCGUUAGUAACCAGACUGCUGUAGUGGCAUCAGGGUCGCAGGCUGAUAAUGACUUUCCUCCUCCUCCCUCAGUUGCUGUGAUGAAAGCAGAGCAUUGCCCACCCUCAACUAAAGCAACAAGAGAAGGUGCCCUUCCAUUACCAACCAGCAAAGAUGAAGCCCCAGGAGGUUCACCACUCCAGACCCCUCUUCCUGCCCUUCCUUCCCUGGCCUGCAAACCCUGUGAUCAGAGUCCUGCAGAGAAGCCCAGGACCCCUCCAAAACCAGAAAUUACUGCCCUACCCAGGAAAAAACCUGUUCCCCCUCCAAAACCUGAGCACCUCUUCCACGAGGUACAUUCUGCUUCUGCAAAUAGCAGCACAAGCAGAUCAACAAAACCCAUCCCUCCACCCCUGCCUCCAAAACCUCUGGGACUGAGGGAGAUCAGCAAGACAAAGCCUCCCCCCACAGAGCUGGGACUAAACGCCAUAGAAGUGAGUGAACAAUCAGGCCAUGGGGAGGUUCAGGCAAAAUGCUGCGAUUUGGAAACAUCUGUAGGCAAGACUGUCACAGUUCAGGGUAUGAGCCCUGAGCGAAAGCUGCCAAAAACCAUUGCCAAAACCCCUCUUCAACUGGCAGAGGAAAGGUACAGGGCAAGCAAAGGAAUACAAGGGAAGCUGGACUCAGACAGCGCUAAGACUUCAAAGCCAAUGAACAAUGGAAUGGUUGGUUUUGAGGUUGAGCAGGGCACGAUGAGCAAGAAAGCAGCAGCUCCAAGGAGGUGCCCAGGUGAGGUGGUUCAGGGGCACACAGACCUGUGCCAAGACAAGAAUGGGUGCUCUUCAAUGAGACAAGAUGACAUUGCACAAAAAGCCUCAUUCAAGAUGGAAAGAGAAAGUGUGUCUAAUUCUUACGGAUCGUGGGACAGUCAGAGAGUCAUGGAGCAAGUGAAUGAGAGGAGGCAAAUGUGUCAUUCAAUGUCUUUCCAUCAGCAGCCAGUGAGGUCUGAGGAGCAACAGCAGGAGGAUAGUGGGCAAUUAAAAAGUGCUGAUGGGAAGGCAGAGACACCUGGCCAGGAGAAGCCAGCAGUUGUUAUGAGAGAAAAACCCAAGAGAGAAACAGAAGAUGAGCGUCGGAAGAGGCUGUCAGUACACAAAGAGGAGAUCAUGAAAGGCAAUGUCAAGGAGGCUAUGGAGAUCUUUGAGAAUCUCAGGAGACAGGAGCUGCUGCAAGAGAUUUUAACUCAGGUGAAGGAAUUUGAGGAGGAGACAAGCAAAGUGGAUGUGAAAGCUCUGAAGAGUUUAUUUGAGAAGGUCCCUGACUGGGUUGUUCAUCAGAAAGCCCAGCAGGCCAACCAACAGGAUAGGGCUGAAACAGUGGCAAAGGAGGAUACUGACAGUGUCUCCUCAGUGGAGCUGGUUUUUGGGGACCUGGAGCGAGCAAGUGCUGAGAUCAUCCACCUGAAGGAGCAGACACUUGCCCGGCUCAUGGACAUUGAGGAGGCCAUCAGGAAAGCUAUUUAUUCUGUCUCUAGUCUCAAAUCUGAGUCAGACAUCGCUGGCCUCUCAGGGCUGUUCAAGGAGUCCCUGGUGAACACCCAGAGCUCUGUGAGCAGCAGCAAUAUCCGUAAAAUCAGUAUUGUCUCAAGCAAAGCCAAGCAGGAGGAAACCACACUGGAGACAGGGGAGGCAGUAUCUGAGGGGGGUGCAAAGGUUACAGAAAAGACUGAGGUAACCAAGGCAGAGCUAGAGGUCCCUCACCUCGUUCAAUCUCGCGUCAGCUCUCCCUCCUCACCUUCCUACAUCUCCAUCGAGUCUGCUGCCAGGAAACCAGCAGAAUCACCCAGGACAGCACAUUCCCCCUGCGAUACCCCUUCUCCAGACUGUCUUGACACCCCAGGAAAGAGGGAUGCUUUUGCUCAGGACAGCUUUAGCUCCUUUAAUCAUCCACCAGCAAGGUUUACUGGGCAUGACAUGACCUCCUUUGAGAAGAGACCAGAGCCCGUCCAAACAAAAGUUGGGCUGAGCUCAACGAAACAGCAGACCCUUGUCAACGCCAACCAUCAGAGCAGUGAGAAAGAGAAGAGCCCUCUGGACAGCUCCAAAGGCAGCUGCCACUGUGGGAUGAAAGGAGGCUUUUCGGACUACUGCUCCGUGAAUGUCCCCAGCCCGCAAAAUCCGCGGAGACAGAAAAGCAUCUUGGAGCUGCAGACAGGGCCCGAUGGGUCAAAGCUCUAUGGAGCCACCCGGACUGUCAUGGAGCAGUACGAGGAAAUGGACCAAUUUGGAAACAAAAUCAUCACUUCGUCCACCACAGUCACCAAGCAAUCUGAGACGCAAACAUCUUCCACGUGCGAUGUGGUCUCUCCUCCCCAGUAUGAGGCAUCACCCAUGUUGCGGAGGUACUUGAAGAGCCCAGGCCAAGACUUCCACACCAACGGCAGUUUUCAGGAGACAGGAGUGGUCUUUGUCACCUUUGGCAACUCCAAGCCAAAGAAAUAG